This is a messenger RNA of Trichoderma atroviride IMI 206040, 1265 nucleotides long. The record is from RefSeq and is a predicted model, not a curated record. Lineage: Eukaryota; Fungi; Ascomycota; Sordariomycetes; Hypocreales; Hypocreaceae.
UAUAUCAUCAUGUUGAGUUCAACAUAGCAUCGACUCAACUGCGAGCGAUUCUGAGACUGUGUGGCAAGGCAAACUCAUCUUUUUCGUAUGCGGUUGGCCACGUCAAGUGCAAACCAGACUAUUCUAUAACUAUUUAUUCAAGGCGUCUCAAAUCCAUCAGCGGCUGAAUUCUUUUGUAGCGACUGUUGACUAGGUUAAAGAUGAUUAGCACCGCCACGAAGGAUCAGGCAACCACUACAACAUUUAGGGUGAAACUUCAUAACUACAUCUCUUUGCUGUGUGCCUUGGCCAGCGGCUGCUGAAACAAUGUCGCAUAACAGCUAGCGACUUUGCGAAAACAAUCGCCGAGGUGUGGGAGACAGAUGUACUUUGGUAGCUUUUUUAGAUGCCGCACUGGUAUAUUAGUAAAGUUAUAAUCUCAGGCAAGCUAACGUGCAAUAACCAUAAAGGUUUGUCGCAUUAUCUCAUACUAUUACUGCAUCUGAGUAGAUCUUCGUGCAAAGUGCCUUUGGUUGGAAGACUCAUCGAGCAUGUCUGGACUCGAAAUCGUGGCUCUCGUGCCCAGCAUCAUUUCCGCGUGGUGUGCUGUCGCUGUGGAGUACAGAUCGUGGCGCAAACGGAGGGCGAAGCGGACGAGCGAACGCAAGAAUACCAUGUUACAGACUCAUCUACAGAGCAUUGCUCCGAUGUUAAACAGCCAGUUCCAAGAACACUUCCGGCGAGGAGGUGGCGCAUUCCAACGGGGCGACGGUAAGUUACUCGCUUCAAGAGAGAGAGAAACAAGGUCCAUGUUAAAGGGCUCGAAGCAUGAGGAAAAUAUGCUCUAGUGUCGCUGCGCUGAGUUCAAGUUCGCUGAUGGUUUUCUUUUUCACAGAGAUAGGAAUAUCUGGUUUAAAAGAUCAGUUAAUCCACGCCCAGAGGAUAGAGAUUGAUCUCCUGAGGAGCCAACGAGACAAUCCCAGCGAUGUGAUUCAUCCUAACCAUGAUUCUAUCUUCGGAGAGUCUAGCACUGGGCGCGAUCAGACCAUGGCAAUUCUUUCCCAGCAAUACCAACGCCUAUCGCAAGCGCAACCGAUUCAGCAAAUGCCACUAUUCGCAUCAUCUUCUCAAGGUCAAGUGGAUGUGUCACAAGCAAAUAAUUCCGGAGCCAUAGUGUUAUCCAACGUUGGUUUUUCCGGAAAUUCACCGAUUCUCAUGGACAGAAAGCGUCUCCAGGUGGAUGCCUAUGGAGUUGCCGAUUUCCAGAGCUGCACGAGUUCUGGUGG